AUGAUUUCAAUCAACGACAGAAAAUUCCUGACGGAGGCGCUCAAGGUCAGCAAGCGACUCGACGGACGCAGCAUGGAGGAGCAGCGCCCCAUGGAGGUGACAUUCGGGUCGCAGUUUGGCCAUGUGGAACUCACCAUGGGAAAAACCAAGGUGGUGGUUCGUAUCUCGGCAGAAAUCACAAAGCCGAACGAGCGACGGCCCUUCGAGGGCAUCUUUGUCGUGCACACGGAUAUCGGGUCGAUGGCAUCCCCGAUAUUCGAAAACAACCACCAGAGCGAGCAGGAGAUCAUGAUUUCGCAGGUGGUGGAGAAGGCUGUGCGUCGAAGCGGAGCUCUGGAUCUCGAGUCCCUGUGUAUUGUGGCAGGCAAGAAGUGCUGGGAGAUUCGGGCGGACGUGCACUACCUGGACUUUGAUGGCGGACUUGUAGACGCCACUUGUGCCGCUGUUAUGGCAGGUCUGUACCAUUUCAAGAAGCCCGACGUGGAUGUGGAUGGCGGAGCUGUGACCGUGUGUGACAUGGAGGAACGCCAUCCCGUGGCUCUGAGUGUGCUUCAUCUACCUGUUUCUGUAACCUACGGCCUGUUUGAGCUCAAGAACGACGAGACCAACGAAGUUGAAAAGGUGGAGUGUGUUUUGGACUGCACUGCCAUCGAGAGACAGGUUCAGAAUGCCGAAAUCACAAUCACAAUCAACAAAAACAGAGACAUUUGCCAGAUUAGCAAACCCAGUGGAGUGUCGAUCGAGGGCUACCGAAUAGUCGAGCUGUGUGAAAAGGCAUUCCAGGAGGCGCUCAAGGUGACUGAGAUGAUUGACAAGGCGCUGAAGGAGGACGAGGAGAUGCGAAACAAGGGAAAUUGGAAGGCCUUGUUGAGUGCUGAGAACGACCGAUACGAGAAGUAA
Messenger RNA from Yarrowia lipolytica CLIB122, 900 nucleotides. RefSeq lists its product as uncharacterized. Lineage: Eukaryota; Fungi; Ascomycota; Dipodascomycetes; Dipodascales. Gene Ontology annotation, molecular function: mRNA 3'-UTR AU-rich region binding. The record is from RefSeq and is a predicted model, not a curated record. Gene Ontology annotation, biological process: nuclear polyadenylation-dependent mRNA catabolic process; U5 snRNA 3'-end processing; TRAMP-dependent tRNA surveillance pathway. Gene Ontology annotation, cellular component: cytoplasmic exosome (RNase complex); nuclear exosome (RNase complex).